AUGCUUGAAGAAGCAUUUGGCGAUUUCGUCAUCGACGACGAUGAUGUUGAAGAGAAAGAGAGAGAACAGCUGAAAUUUAUAAAAGCAGAUGAGUAUAAGGCCUUCAUUCAAAAUGAAGGAUGGUUUCUCGACUCCAACCAAGUUGAUGAAGAUAACUUCAAAGCGACUUAUUUCUAUUCACAAGGACUUUUCAAAAAAGCUUAUGAAUGUUUUUUGCUGGAUUUCCAAACAAGAAAACAUAAUAGAAUCCAUCUGAUAGCACUGUACGACUCAAUUCUUCGAUGUUAUGCCAAUGACCCCACAAUCCAAUGUGACGUUCAGAAAUAUCUGGACUUGUAUGAAAACUUAAUUCACAACUACAGUGAUCAAUUGCAAUUUUGGGAAACUUCAAUGAAAGUCGUGAGAAAUAUUGAAGAGCCAUGGGCGACAAGCCUUUAUUUACGUCAUCUCUCCAUGUUAUGCUCAACCGUCGAUCUCCCUGAGUACUGGCUAGCUUUCGCUCAAUGUCCGGGUUUGGACGCUGGCCCCCAUUUCAAAUUAGGAUAUUUAACGAAAGCUCGACUACUUCUAGAGGAUCAAUUACAACAUACACAUGGUUCCACAAAAGAAAAAUUUCUUCAAAAAUUGGAGAAAAUAAAAGAUUCGAUAAGUGAAUAUGAUCCACAGGAAGUUGAAGAAGCUGUUCGACAUAUGGAUUUCUCUAUGAGCCGACGUCACAAAGAUACUUCUGAUGAUUUAUCAUUGCCAGUUUACAAGUGCAGAUCAGAGCAAACAGCUUUACGGUCAAAGGAAGAUGUAGAGAAAUUAACUAAUCAGUUUCGUCAACAGUACGAAUGGAUGUUUGAAAAUAUGUGA
Auanema sp. JU1783 is the source of this 855-nucleotide messenger RNA. NCBI's taxonomy places the organism in Eukaryota, Metazoa, Nematoda, Chromadorea, Rhabditida, Rhabditidae. The record is from the annotation of a GenBank genome assembly.